AUGGGACAUCAACUCAGCAAUUUACUGUCCGGCCUGGGAAGAUUCUUCGAGUACCCGGUGAAGAGGAAGCCGAUAUGUUUUUACAGACAGGAAGACUUUACAGCGACCGGAGAACCGAUAAAGAAGGUCGCAGAAGAACAAAAAGCUCCACUGACUGAUUACGACAAGCUUGUGGAUAUGUUCUACAAGAGGUUAGCUGAACAACGCGAGUAUAAUCAAGAAAUGAAAGAGAAUGACCGUAGAUGGAGCAUGCAGAAAGUCAUCAGUAGGUUUCCAGGGUGGAAUGAGAUUACCAUUGUCAACUUGCACAGUUUAUUUUUACUGUUCGAUAACCAAUCGAACGGAAUGCUUGGAUUUGACGACUUUAGCGCAGUCCUUGAAAGCCUCGGAGACGAGAGCACGACGGAAGUGAGAAAAGAGAAGUUCCAUGCCGCGGAUACCGAUAUGGACGGAUUCAUCACAUACGAUGAAUUCUUAUCGUUGGUGUACAAUUUCGAUCCCAAACGAGACGAACAACUGUCUGGGUUGGCGUUACUCUGCAACGAGGUGGCGGAGAACAUACAGUUUGUGAGCAACUUAACUGUAGGAGAGCAACUUGAAUAUGGAUUAUUCUAG
Bombyx mandarina (wild silkworm) is the source of this 615-nucleotide messenger RNA. RefSeq lists its product as uncharacterized. Gene Ontology annotation, molecular function: calcium ion binding. Lineage: Eukaryota; Metazoa; Arthropoda; Insecta; Lepidoptera; Bombycidae. The record is from RefSeq and is a predicted model, not a curated record.